AUGGCUGCUGACAAUGCACCGCCUGCACGCAGCUUUGUCGCCGCUCUCAUGGGUGGAGCUGUAGCUGGGACGUCGGUGGACAUUGCACUGUUCCCGCUCGACACGAUCAAGACGCGACUGCAGUCCGCCCACGGGUUUUUCAAGGCUGGAGGCUUCCGUGGUAUCUACUCUGGACUUUCAGCUGCUGCUGCUGGAUCAGCUCCAGGGGGUGCGCUGUUCUUUGGCACAUACGAGAACUCCAAGUCGCUGCUUGGGGUGAUUGCUCCAGCGCAGAAGCAUUCGCCCCUCGUGCAUAUGGCAGCUGCUGCUUCGGGUGAAAUGGCAGCAUGUUUGGUGCGCACUCCUACUGAAAUUGUGAAGCAGCGCAUGCAAACGGGUGUCUACAAGUCACUACUGGAAGCACUGCAUGCGAUUCGCGUGACUGAAGGUCUGGCCGGAUUUUACCGAGGCUACUGGAGUAUGAUCGCUCGAGAGAUUCCGUUUUCGUUCAUCCAGUUCCCGCUUUGGGAAGGGCUAAAGUAUCAAUGGUCAAUGAAACAGAAUGCUCCCGUAUCCUCUCUACAGGGUGCGCUUUUCGGGUCGAUUGCUGGUGGUAUAGCAGCGUCCAUCACGACCCCGCUUGACGUAGUCAAGACGCGGUUGAUGCUUGGCAAGGACGCGAAAGGCGUCCCGUACGAGGGCGCUGUGAGCACACUAUCGCGCGUUUACACUGACGAAGGUCUCAAGCGUCUGUUCUCAGGCGUGGGUCCCCGCACGAUGUGGAUUAGUGUCGGUGGCUUUGUCUUCUUUGGCAUGUAUGAAACGGCCGUCUCGACGUUUGCAGCGAUCGCAUAG
Molecule: messenger RNA, 834 nt
Organism: Peronospora matthiolae
Lineage: Eukaryota; Oomycota; Peronosporomycetes; Peronosporales; Peronosporaceae
Source: the annotation of a GenBank genome assembly